UCAGUUCUCGCCUGACGCGCUUUUGAAACGGUUGCUUGCUUGCUGGCUCAAUAAAUAUACACUUGUCGUACCGCUUGGUGUUAAACAAAUAGUUGGCAUUUGCUAUUAAACGGGCACCGGUCUCGCUCGAAAGGAAAUACAGACAUAGAGAAGAAAAAAAAAAGAACGAAAGAAAAAGCGACAAACAACAACUAAAAAUACUGUGUAUACCACAAAUCUAACAGGAAAAUUUUCUUGCUAAAAACAAACAGUCACAAACAUGUCUGCCAAAGCCAUUUCCGAAGCCUCUGGCAAGGAUAUAUUAAAUCGGCAUUUGAAUGUGAAUGGACCUUCCGGUGCGGCUCAGUGUCGGUUUGCAACAGUGAACACCCAAACGGAUUGGUCACAAUUGUCCGUAAGGCAUCCUUGGCUGCUGGACACGCCAUUAGUGGUGAAACCGGAUCAAUUGAUUAAGCGACGCGGCAAAUUGGGUUUAAUCGGCGUUAAGAAAAAUUUCGAACAAGUCAAGCAAUGGAUUGGCGAACGCAUAGAUAAGGAUCAAAAGAUCGGCAAUACUGUGGGCAAGUUGCGUAAUUUCAUUAUUGAACCAUUUUUGCCACAUGACGAGUCUGAGGAAAUGUAUGUCUGCAUCUACUCGCAUCGCAGUGCCGAUACGAUUCUGUUCUACCACCAAGGUGGUGUUGAUAUUGGUGAUGUAGAUGCGAAGGCCUUGAAAUUGGACGUGCUGGUUAACAAUGAAACUUCCGUCGAAGAAAUCACAACAAAACUGUUGGUACAUGUCAACGAUGCUUCGAAGAAGAAGCGUAUCGCCAAUUUUAUUUUCGCUCUUUACCGAGCUUAUGUCGAUCUUUACUUCACAUAUUUGGAAAUCAAUCCACUGGUCGUGACCAAAGACAGCAUGUAUAUUUUGGACUUGGCCGCCAAAUUGGAUUCUACGGCCGAUUUCAUUUGCCGUCCCAAAUGGGGUGAUGUUGAGUAUCCACCGCCGUUCGGUCGCGACGCAUAUCCAGAAGAAGCCUACAUAGCCGAUUUGGAUGCGAAGAGUGGCGCUUCAUUGAAGUUGACAAUUCUCAAUCGCAAUGGUCGCAUUUGGACUAUGGUGGCCGGUGGUGGCGCUAGUGUUAUUUAUUCAGAUACGAUUUGUGAUUUGGGUGGUGCCUCCGAAUUGGCCAACUAUGGUGAAUACAGUGGCGCGCCAUCUGAGCAGCAAACUUAUGAAUAUGCCAAAACUAUUUUGACCCUCAUGACUUCGUCACCAAAGCAUCCAGAGGGAAAAGUGCUCAUCACUGGUGGUGGCAUUGCUAACUUCACCAAUGUUGCUGCAACCUUCCGUGGCAUAAUAACAGCUCUGCGUGAAUUCCAACCCAAACUGGUCGAACACAAUGUGUCGAUUUUCGUGCGUCGUGCCGGCCCCAAUUAUCAAGAAGGCUUGCGCAAGAUGCGCGAAUUCGGCUCCACACUUGGCAUUCCAUUGCACGUGUUCGGUCCAGAGACGCAUAUGACUGCGAUUUGUGGCAUGGCGCUGGGUAAACGAGCCAUUCCACAAACCACAGCUGCAGAAUUCUCCACAGCUAAUUUUCUACUGCCCGGAGGUCAGCAAGCACAGUCUGAGCUCAAGGCCACUGAAACUGCAGAGAGCAAUAAUGGCGGUAUAGGUUCAUCACCACACUCGAUUAAACUACCACCUAUUUCGGCAGAUGACUCUGUUACCAAUGACUCUGUGCACAACAAUGUCGCAAAUGCGCAUACGCGUAAAUUUUUCAGCAACAAAACGAAAGCCAUCGUCUGGGGCAUGCAACAACGGGCUGUACAAUCAAUGCUGGAUUUCGAUUUCAUUUGCAGACGUGAUGAACCAUCCGUUGUCGCUAUGGUAUACCCCUUCACCGGCGAUCAUAAGCAAAAGUAUUACUGGGGUCACAAAGAGAUUCUUAUUCCAGUUUAUAAGAAAAUGUCUGACGCUGUUAAGAAUCAUAAAGAUGUCGAUGUGAUGGUUAACUUUGCCUCAUUACGUUCGGCUUAUGAUUCAACUUUAGAGGUAUUGGAGUUCCCACAAAUACGCACAGUGGCUAUUAUUGCUGAAGGCAUCCCCGAGAAUUUGACCCGCAAACUGAUUGUUUCCGCCGACAAGAAAGGCGUAUCUAUCAUUGGGCCCGCCACUGUUGGUGGUGUCAAGCCUGGUUGCUUCAAAAUCGGCAACACCGGCGGCAUGUUGGAUAAUAUAUUACAUUCAAAACUCUAUCGUCCCGGAAGUGUGGCCUAUGUAUCGCGUUCCGGCGGUAUGUCCAACGAAUUGAACAACAUUGUCUCAAAAGCUACGGAUGGUGUGCAGGAGGGUAUUGCUAUUGGCGGUGAUCGCUAUCCGGGCUCAACAUUUAUGGAUCACAUUCUACGCUACCAGGCCGAUCCUGAGGCCAAGUUGAUUGUGCUGCUCGGUGAGGUAGGCGGCACGGAGGAAUACGAGGUGUGCGCAGCUCUCAAGGAUGGACGCAUAACAAAACCUUUAGUGGCGUGGUGUAUUGGUACAUGUGCCAGCAUGUUCACCUCUGAGGUGCAAUUUGGCCAUGCAGGUUCAUGCGCCAACUCAGAUCGGGAGACGGCUUCUGCAAAGAACAAGGCAUUGCGUGAGGCAGGCGCAUACGUACCCGAAUCUUUCGAUUCGUUGGGUGACCUCAUUCAACAAGUAUAUGCCGAAUUAGUAAAAUCGGGACGCAUUGUGCCCAAAGAAGAAGUACCACCACCCACUGUGCCAAUGGAUUACUCUUGGGCGCGUGAAUUAGGUUUAAUCCGCAAACCCGCUUCCUUCAUGACGUCUAUUUGCGAUGAGCGUGGCCAAGAGUUGCUGUAUGCUGGCAUGCCCAUCAGCGAGGUGCUCAACAAGGACGUGGGUAUUGGUGGUGUGGUGUCACUCUUGUGGUUCCAGCGCUGUCUGCCUCCAUACGUUUGUAAGUUCUUCGAAAUGUGCCUAAUGGUGACGGCUGAUCAUGGACCGGCUGUUUCGGGUGCGCAUAACACAAUUGUGUGUGCACGUGCCGGCAAAGACUUGGUUUCGUCCGUCGUCAGUGGCUUGCUGACAAUUGGUGAUCGCUUUGGUGGCGCUUUGGAUGGUUCAGCCCGGCAAUUCUCCGAGGCCUAUGACUCUAAUUUGCAUCCAAUGGAGUUUGUCAAUCAAAUGCGCAAGGAAGGUAGACUCAUUAUGGGUAUUGGACAUCGUGUCAAAUCGAUUAAUAACCCAGAUGUGCGCGUGAAAAUUAUCAAGGAAUUUGUAUUGGAAAAUUUCCCAGCUUGCCCAUUGCUCAGAUAUGCGCUGGAAGUGGAGAAGAUCACGACAAGCAAAAAGCCGAACCUGAUCCUGAAUGUAGAUGGUGUAAUUGCUACGAGUUUCGUGGACAUGUUACGCAACUGCGGCUCAUUCACGAGUGAGGAAGCUCAAGAAUACAUCAAUAUCGGUGCGAUCAACUCGCUCUUCGUGCUGGGACGCAGCAUAGGUUUCAUCGGUCAUUACAUGGACCAGAAGAGGCUGAAGCAGGGUCUAUAUCGUCAUCCUUGGGAUGAUAUCUCUUAUGUUAUGCCCGAGCAAUUCAACUAAAUUUCCGGAAGAACAUUUAACUUUAAUUGAAGUAACUUUAUGAUAAAUUAAACAAAGAAAAACAUUUAAAUGAAAUGGAUAUGUAUCUUAGUAUACAUAUUUACAGAGUAUAUAUAUAAACUAGUGUGUAUAUAAGCAAAUACAAUGUAUUACAACAAUGCACACAACUAAAAAAAAUACUACAUAUAAAUACACUCCAGUAAGUUUAACUUAAAGUUAUUAACAUGAAAAGUAAAAAUAUAUAAACUUCCAUUAUUUUCCAUAUAAAACUGUUUUAGGUUUCGCAUUUAUUAACUGUUCUUGCUUUAUUCUUCAUUAAUACGUAACUUGGUAAAAAAAGUCCACGCUUUCUUUUUUUAUUAACAUUUGUUAUACAUAAUAUUAUUUAAUUAUGUUCAAAUAUAAAAAUGUAGCGGUGCAGCAUUUUAGCUGUGUUAUAAAUAAACUUGUUUUGGAACUUUCGGCGUCAUUAUUUCAUAAUAAUUUAAUAAAUUAAAUGAAAGUGGUCAACCACAACGAAAUUGUUUACACACGAAAUCUAUAAUUUACUUAAGCUAAGUGGACGCAAUACAUGUUCAACCAAUUACUUAUAAAUGGCAAAACCAAAAGCCGAUUGUUUAACUGAAAUUACCUUUGCCCGAAUCGAGUAUUCGAAUUGAAAUUUGAUUUUGAGAUCACGACAUUCGAUGGCGAGGGGGCUUCGUCAACACAGUGUAUUAAGGAGAAAAAAGCUGUUGAAUUCUAUUCGAUUCAUUUUGAAACAGAUAUGGUUAAUUAUAUUAAAAGUAAUUGUUUGUAUGUAGCCAAUGCACCAUGCACUUAUUAACAAGUAUGCACCUACAUUCGUGCAAUACAACAACAACAACAUGCAUACAUAUAUGUCCAUUCUUCGCUGCUAUAUCAAUAGUAGGAAAUAAUUUAGGAAAUACACUUGAGGGACUGAUAGUUGACUAAACAUUGCUAAAAGUUUUAACGUAUCUGCAAUGGAUGAUAUUUGAAAAAUGUGUAUGUAGCAUAUUACUAGAAUCAACUUAUACGUAUGUAAAUUGUUCUUUUGCACUGAAAUUAUGCACAAAACAAAUUAGAAAGAAAUAAAAUCAAAAAUAUGUAUUGUUAAUAACCGGUAAGAUUUUAAAUCUGUGAAAAAAAGAAAAUAAAAAAUUAAUUCGGCGUACAAAAUUAAGUGUGGUUUACGUGUUAGUGCAUUCAUGCAAUUUUGCAUUUGAACUAAGCGAUGUUUAAGUUAUAUAAUUUGCUUAUGAAAAAACCUCAAAGCUUAAAAAUACAAAUUUGAUUAUGGUCAUUUCAUUCGUUUUAAGCAAAUAAUGAACCGUUGUUGUUUGGGGCAAAACUGGAAGAGUCCACUUGUUUUAUUGGUUUUACUUUUUUUAUGACACUCUAGAAGUAUCGCUAACAUUGAGUUUUCGAAAA
Molecule: messenger RNA, 5017 nt
Organism: Rhagoletis pomonella (apple maggot)
Lineage: Eukaryota; Metazoa; Arthropoda; Insecta; Diptera; Tephritidae
Gene: ATPCL
Product: ATP-citrate synthase
Exons: 9
Coding region: 260-3586 (1108 amino acids)
Biological process (GO): fatty acid biosynthetic process; citrate metabolic process; acetyl-CoA biosynthetic process
Cellular component (GO): cytosol
Molecular function (GO): ATP citrate synthase activity
Source: RefSeq, a predicted model, not a curated record